Daucus carota subsp. sativus is the source of this 874-nucleotide messenger RNA. Its product is annotated as DNA polymerase II subunit B4. Gene Ontology annotation, molecular function: protein heterodimerization activity; chromatin DNA binding. Bases 74 to 703 code for a protein of 209 amino acids. The record is from RefSeq and is a predicted model, not a curated record. Gene Ontology annotation, cellular component: CHRAC; epsilon DNA polymerase complex. The transcript has 3 exons. Lineage: Eukaryota; Viridiplantae; Streptophyta; Magnoliopsida; Apiales; Apiaceae. Gene Ontology annotation, biological process: heterochromatin formation; DNA damage response; leading strand elongation.
CGCCCAUAUAAAAAUAAUCAGCCCCCCGCCCACACUACUGCGUGUGUUUCUAUAGACAGAAAUAGAUACAGCGAUGGCAGAGGAGAUUACGACGGCGCCGGAGCCCAAAAACGUGUCGGAGAAAGAUUCCGGCGCGGUGGAGGAGCUUCCGAAGAGUAUAGUGCGUAGGCUAGUAAAGGAAAAGCUUUCUGAACACGGCGAAAUCUCCGUCCUCCGCGAGGCCGUUGAGGCUUUCUCCGAGAGCUCUCGCAUCUUCAUACACUACCUCUCCGCUGCUGCUAAUGACAUAUGUAAGGAGUCUAAUAGGCAAACUAUUAAUGCCGAAGAUGUGUUUAAAGCGCUUGAGGACAUUGAGUUUUCUGAGUUCGUUGGGCCGCUGAGAGCUUCUCUCGAGGACUUUAGGCAAAAGAAUGCUGUAAAAAGAUCAGGGUCAUCGAAGGCAAAGGCACCAAAAAAGAGUAAGAAAGAGACAUUAACAAAUAAUGGAACCGAAGAAGAGCAAAUUAGUAAUGAAGGCGAUGAAAAGAGUGCAACAGAGAGGCAGAUGGAAAAUGAAACUGAAGAAGAGCUCAACAAUGAUGAAGAAAAUGAAGAUGGCAAUGAGAACAGGACAACGAAUGGAACUAAAGAAGAAGAGGACAACAAUGAUGAAGGAAAUGAAGAUGACAUCAGUGCACCUAAUGAUAUUGAAAUCAGGACCUAACGAAGCUCCGAGUAUUUUCUGGCUUCCUGUGAAGCAUUGAUAAUACUGAUAGACUCUAGCACCUUUAUUUAAUCCUCUUUAGAGUUUUGCAGAAUUAUAAGAUCCCUGUGAAUAUGAACUUGCAAUUUCUAACAUUUCCGUCGUGAUUUAUUAUUACUGGAUUUUAUCAUC